GGCCAUCGUUCUACAUUUUUUGCUACUCCUAAGCAUUGCAGCAUCGCUUCAGGGUAAGAUUUUUGUCCAAGCUUCCUGUCCCAUCUACCUGACCAUUUCGCUGGAGGGCAAGACAAUGCACGAGUCCUGCCUCGAAGUCAACUGGGGACCCGAUUGCCAGACGCCGCCCGAAUGGAUUGGCAUCUUCCAUCAGGAUCCAUCGAUCUCAAACUUUCAGCCGGAGGUGCGCAUCGAUGGCAUUAGCAAUAAGACUGGCAAAGUAACGACUCACAUAAAAAUUGGCAAGCUGAGCUUUCCCGGAGGUUGGAAUCGUCACGAUGAUGAUCACAUUGCUCCCACCAAGUAUCCCAAGGGCAAGUGUUUGCCCCACUAUGUGGCCAGCUUCAAUGGCACCGAACUCUUAACGGUUGAAUGCCUCAAGAUUCAACCGAAUUGGUUGUCCCAGCUAAAGGGCAUCGCAAAAGCUCCGAUCAAGCGUCUCUUUCUGCCCGGCACACACGCCUCCGGGGCCUUCAUCACAAACUACAGCAAGACGAAGUCGGUCCUGGUGAAGGACUAUCUGGUGGCGCAGCACUUUGAUGUGUGGGCUCAGCUGGUAUUUGGGAUACGCUAUCUGGAUCUGAGUAUUGGGUAUAAGCACUUAGAGGGUGUCAGCGAUGCCGAAAACUUCUGGAUCGUCAACGAGAAUAUGUACAUCAAUCCUUUGACUGGCGUGCUGCGGGAUGUGAAACGUUUUGUACACCGUUCGGGGGAAAUGGUUAUCAUAGAUUUUAGCUCCUUUCCGAUUGGGUUUUACAAACAUCCCGAGCUCUACAGCGCACUCUUUCAGCUUAUUCGCCAAGAACUUGGGGAUGUGGCCUUUCGAAGCUAUAAGCCCGAUGAGCAUUGCUAUCAGCGCAGCUUUGAGGAGCUUAAGGAACAGAACAGACAAAUCCUGUUGCUCUUUCCGACAGAGGAGCUGCCACAUCCGGAUAACGAAUCCGAGCUGCUCUGUUCGCCUUGGCAACGUUUCAGCACUAGUUAUAUGAACAAUUCGGAAGUUCUGGACUAUAUGCGUUUCAUGUUCAGCAUGAAGCCAGAUUCUCCGGUGCAGGACGAAGGCUGGAUAUUUUGGGCAGUGAAGAGCAUGGAACAGGCCCUCAACACACAUAAAUUGCAGACAACCAAGGAGCGUGCAGCACUCAUCAAUCCCAACGUGAGCAGAUGGCUGAAGGGUCCAUGGGGUCUCAAUGCCAAUAUAGUGGCCAUGGAUUACUUCAGUAAUACAAAUAUUGUGGAUACAGCCAUACAUGUGAAUACCCUGAAGGCAUAUCUAUUGUCCCAUGAAAACUUUGUUAAUUUGGAAAUAUUACGUUAAGCUAGCAGUUGCAAUGUAUUUUCUACAACUAUUUCGAUUUGUGUUUGAAACAAA
Molecule: messenger RNA, 1411 nt
Organism: Scaptodrosophila lebanonensis
Lineage: Eukaryota; Metazoa; Arthropoda; Insecta; Diptera; Drosophilidae
Exons: 3
Coding region: 116-1357 (413 amino acids)
Biological process (GO): lipid metabolic process
Molecular function (GO): phosphoric diester hydrolase activity
Source: RefSeq, a predicted model, not a curated record